Messenger RNA from Anguilla rostrata (American eel), 1153 nucleotides. It is a transcript of the gene pbk, whose product is annotated as PDZ binding kinase. The record is from RefSeq and is a predicted model, not a curated record. Lineage: Eukaryota; Metazoa; Chordata; Actinopteri; Anguilliformes; Anguillidae. Bases 224 to 1153 code for a protein of 309 amino acids. The transcript is spliced from 9 exons. Gene Ontology annotation, molecular function: protein serine/threonine kinase activity; ATP binding. Gene Ontology annotation, biological process: peptidyl-serine phosphorylation.
GUGGAUUCACUGCUGCGAUGUAAAAUAUUGCAAUGAGUACCGGCACUUUCUAUAAAUGCUUGUUUAGAUGCACAGUCUUGCGCAAAAUUGAUACCCGGAAAAGAUACGUUGAAUUUUGAAACUUGGCGCUAUUUGACGUACAGAAAAAUACUUGUAAGUGCGUAUCCUGCUAAGCAGACAACUACAUCUGUAUUACCAGAUAAUACAGAUCUGAAGACUAAGCAUGGAAGCAGCAAGCGCUUUCAAGACCCCUUGUAAGCAAAACGGGAUGAGGAGUCCCGCUGGGACACCAAUAACCAUCCCCGCGUCUCCUUUUAUGCAAAAACUUGGAUGUGGAACUGGAGUGAAUGUUUAUCUAAUGAAAAGAGUUGGCAAACAGACUCAUUCUCCUUGGGCCAUUAAGAAGAUCAACAGCAAGUGUGCAACAACAAGCCUGGGUGUUUACCAGAAACGGCUUUGUGACGAAGCAAAGAUUUUAAAGGGCCUGCACCACCCAAACAUUGUUGGGUUCCGAGCUUUCACCACUGCUAAGGAUGGAUCCAAGUGCCUGGCCAUGGAGUAUGGAGGAGAGCAAUCUCUGAAUGACCUGAUAGAGAAGAGGCGAGAGGAAGGGGGAGCUGCUUUCCCGGCCAAAACCAUUGAGAAUGUGGCCCUGCACGUGGCGCGUGGGCUCCAGUAUCUUCACAAUGAGAAAAAGCUUCUACAUGGGGAUAUCAAAUCAUGCAACGUUGUUGUCAAAGGAGACUUCGAAGCCGUAAAAAUCUGCGACGUGGGCGUCUCCCUGCAUCUGGAUGAGAACAUGAAAGUCAGUGACCCCAGAGCUAACUACAUUGGAACAGAGCCCUGGAAACCCAAAGAGGCCCUGGAGGAUGGGGUAAUCACUGACAAAGCAGACAUCUAUGCUUAUGGGCUGACACUCUGGGAGAUGAUGACCCUGUCUGUUCCUCAUCUGGAGAUGUUGGAUAGUGAGGAUGAUGAAGACGAUUCUUUCGACGAGCUGGACUUUGACGAGGACACGUACUACGAAAGCUUGGGCACGCGGCCGCCCCUGGACACCGAGAUCCUGGGGGCCUCCUACCAGCGAAUGGUGGAGCUCUUCUGCCUCUGCACCAGCGAAGACCCCCACAAGCGCCCCUCUGCCGCGCAAUCUUAG